AUGCAGACUGCUUCUAAAAACAUUUGUGAAAGAAUGGGUCUCUCUUGGGAGCUCAGUGAAUUCAAGUGUGGUACGGUGAUAGGCUGCCACCUGUGCAAUAAGUCCAUCUGUGAAAUUUCGUUACUAAAUAUUCCACAGUCAACUGUUAGUGGUAUUAUAAUAAAGUGGAAGCAACUGGGAACAACAGCAACUCAUCCACAAAGUGAGCAAGGUCCGCGCAUAAUGAAGCGCACAGUGCGCAGAAGUCGCAGAGUCAAUAGCUAAAGACUUACAAACUUUGUGUGGCCUUCAGAUUAGCACAACAACAGUGUGUAGAGAGCUUCAUGGAAUGGGUUUCCAUGGC
Staurois parvus is the source of this 343-nucleotide messenger RNA. NCBI's taxonomy places the organism in Eukaryota, Metazoa, Chordata, Amphibia, Anura, Ranidae. The record is from the annotation of a GenBank genome assembly.